Molecule: messenger RNA, 946 nt
Organism: Drosophila eugracilis
Lineage: Eukaryota; Metazoa; Arthropoda; Insecta; Diptera; Drosophilidae
Exons: 3
Coding region: 97-327 (76 amino acids)
Source: RefSeq, a predicted model, not a curated record
AUUCGAUUUUAAAGUUCCGAUUGGGCACAAUCAUAUUUUCGGAGCGUUUUCUUUGCUGUUUUCUCAACAACUUUGAAUUUUAAUACGUUUUAAAAAAUGGUUUCGUUUAGCUGUGUGGCAAAACUUUUGGGCAAUUUCGAGUGCUCAGCCAACUCGUGGGUCAAAGCCGUUAAUCCCGGGUGGUAUGCGGCUCGUGAGAUUCCGAAGACCAUUCUGAUCCAGAAAGUGCGAGAGGUGGCCCAAGUGACUAGGUCCAUUCGCCAGCGACCUCAAACUGCAGAUCCGCCAAAGUCAACCAGAAAUCCAAGACAACAGCAAUUCGCAUAAGUUGCAGAGAGAUGUUUUCAUUGACUGAAAUGUUUUACCCAGCGUGAAUCCAGAGUGUUGAGUUGCACCGCACCCUUAUCGCUUUCGGCAUUUUGUCUCUCCCAUAAAACGGUCACACCGAGUCGGUGCCGAGUUUUUGCUUCGCGAGCAGGUGGUGUUGUCCAAUCAGAAUCGCCGUCAACGGCACGAAUAAAAAAAUUCCAAUAGAAUAGCCGAGGGCGAUUAUUUAAGUGUGUUAAUGUUAAAUGUUAAAUGCAAAGUUGCGCGUCGUAUGUUUCUCCCACGCAAAUCCCAAUCCGAGUGUUCAGUGCAAGCACACACAAGUGAAUAUAAUAUGUAAGCGAAAGGCAAGAAGCCAGCAACAAAGCGCCAGUGAUAAGCGCAAUAAUAUAAAUGCAAUAUACAUAUGUUUAUAGUAUAAAUUCAACGUGAAAAGAAAUCUCGCCAGCAAAGAAAAGUAAAAAAAUAGCAGAGGCGACAAAUGGAAAUAAAGUAAAAUGAAGGAGAGAUAGAAAUCGUAAUGUGUAAGCGGGACCCCAGCGUAUGAAAAAACGAAAAAAAAAAAACGAUGAAAACACGUCUGAGCGAAGAUUAAAUAAAUUUACAAGUGUGUUUUGUA